Panicum virgatum (switchgrass) is the source of this 1313-nucleotide messenger RNA. RefSeq lists its product as uncharacterized. NCBI's taxonomy places the organism in Eukaryota, Viridiplantae, Streptophyta, Magnoliopsida, Poales, Poaceae. The transcript has 2 exons. The coding region runs from base 204 to 1052 and encodes 282 amino acids. Gene Ontology annotation, cellular component: chloroplast thylakoid. The record is from RefSeq and is a predicted model, not a curated record.
CCUGCCAGUGCCACACUCUUCUCCGCUCCUCGGGAGAGGCCCAGCCCAGCACACUUGUCUCGUCGUCCACUCGGCUCUCGUCCCCGCCUUAUCUCCUCUCCCGCGCUCCGCCACCAUCCCUACCAACCAGUCGGAGCUCAGGUCACCCGCACCUCGAUCGCGCCCGCCCGCGUCGGAAAGUAGAGCAGAGCAGAGCGCGCGAGAUGGUGGGCGCCGCACCCAUGGCCGCGCCGCCGCUCGCGGCCGUCCGCCCCGGCGGCCACCUCCGGGUCUCCUGCUCCGCGUCCACCGCCCCCUCGUCCAAGAGCAACGGCGGCCCCCCUAAGCAGCAGCUAGCGCGGCGGCGGCAGCAGCAGCAGCUGCCCGCUCCUCCGCUGAGCUCCGCGGCGGUGCCGCUGCUGCUGGCGGCGGCGGUGCCGCCGGACGCGCUGGCGGCGGGGGGCGAGUUCGGGAUCCUCGAGGGCCGGAGCUUCGCGCUGCUGCACCCGCUCGUCAUGGGCGGGCUCUUCGGCUACACGCUCUGGGCCGGGUACCUCGGCUGGCAGUGGCGCCGGGUGCGCACCGUCCAGGACGAGAUCAACGACCUCAAGAAGCAGCUCAAGCCCGCCGCCGCCGCCGCCACGCCGGCCGCGGUCGGGGCCGGGGACUCCGCUGCGCCGCCGCCGCCCGCGCCCAAGUCGCCGGCCGAGAUCAAGAUCGACGAGCUCACCGAGGAGCGGAAGAAGCUGCUCAAGGGGUCGUUCCGGGAUCGGCACUUCAACGCGGGGUCCAUCCUGCUCGGCCUCGGCGUGCUCGAGUCCGUCGGCGGCCCGCUCAACACCUGGUUCCGCACCGGCAAGCUCUUCCCGGGGCCCCACCUCUUCGCCGGAGCGGCCAUCACGGUGCUGUGGGCGGGCGCGGCGGCGCUGGUCCCGGCGAUGCAGAAGGGGAACGAGACGGCCAGGAGCCUGCACAUCGCGCUCAACGCGCUCAACGUCCUGCUCUUCAUCUGGCAGAUCCCCACCGGCCUCGAGAUCGUCGGCAAGGUCUUCGAGUUCACCACCUGGCCAUGACUCCAUGAGCGGCGCCCGGGGCAUCCUCUGCUACUCUGCAUCUGCAUGUCUCUUCUCUUCUUCCAUCCCGUUAGGUUGUUGACUUGAUGGUAGCCGUGUGUUCAGCUCGUUCAGUGCAGUUCUUUCUCCGUUUGUGCAGGGUGGUUUUCUUGACAUGUGUGGAAUCCCAGUUUCUUUCCCCCCUCGUAAUACACAGUAAGAGCUCGUUUUUUAUGCUAAAUCAGUCGACGCGUGAAUCGCCAAAAUUUAAACUUUCACGGA